This is a messenger RNA of Cryptococcus amylolentus CBS 6039, 1142 nucleotides long. RefSeq lists its product as hypothetical. Lineage: Eukaryota; Fungi; Basidiomycota; Tremellomycetes; Tremellales; Cryptococcaceae. The record is from RefSeq and is a predicted model, not a curated record. Bases 251 to 1030 code for a protein of 259 amino acids. Gene Ontology annotation, molecular function: phosphoglycolate phosphatase activity; alkaline phosphatase activity. The transcript is spliced from 7 exons.
CCAACAGGACCCUGAAGUGGUUGCAUGCAGCACGCGUAGGCUCUCGCUCACUCAACAUGACCCCGCCAUUCCUCAACACCCCUGCGCAAUACGCCGAGCUCGUCAAUUCAGUUGACACUGUGCUCUUUGAUUGUGAUGGAGUGCUUUACCUCGGGCAGAAUCUCAUUGAGAACGCCAAGAACCUGCUUGAAAUGUUGAGGAGCUCUGGUGAAUACACAAGAGCUAUACAACGUCGCUUCGUCGUAGCUCUAUGCUGAUGCGCUCGGUCGUUUCAGGAAAGAAAGUCAUUUUUGUGACCAACAACUCUACCAAGUCCAGAAAAGAUCUCAAGAAGACCUUCGACGGCCAUGGCCUUGAAGCUUCAAUAGAAGAAUGCUUUGGCUCCGCUUAUGCCUCUGCUGUCUACCUAUCCGAGGUUCUAAAAUUUCCCAAAGACAAAAAGGUGUAUGUGUUCGGCCAAGAAGGCCUUGAGGAGGAACUGGAUGCGGUUGGAAUCUCUCACUGCGGUGGAAGUGACCCCGAAGAUCGUACAUUCACGCCUCCCCUCAACUAUGCGAAUUACCGCCCUGACCCUUCAGUGGGUGCCGUUCUUUGUGGAGCAGACCACUACAUCAACUUGAAGAAGAUCACCAAGGCGGUCACUUACCUUCACAACCCCGAAUGCAAAUUGAUCCUCACCAACCCAGAUGCAACGUUCCCCAUAGGUGAUGGCAUCUUUCCUGCCUCAGGCGCCAUGUCUGCGGGCAUCGUAUAUGCCGCCAAACAAACCCCCGUCGUCAUUGGGAAGCCUAGCAAGACUAUGAUGGAUGCCGUUGUUGCCCACCACCACAUUGACCCUGCUCGAACCCUAAUGAUAGGCGACAACCUCCAUACUGAUAUCGAGUUUGGCAUUAACAGCGGUAUUCGGACUCUGCUGGUUUUGACAGGCGUAACGACAUACGACCAAAUUUACGGCCCCAAUCCAAGCCCAGUCGUCCCGACUUAUGUCAUAGAGAGAGCCGGUGAUCUCGUCAAGAUGUCAAAGGAGUAGAGUCAUGGACGAGGCGAAUAGAACAUAGAGCGAUCCAUGAAAUCGUGGAUCCCAGGUUUUUUCUAGUCAAGUGGUGACAGGGUGCAGUCUAUGGAGGCAAUACUUUUGCAGA